Capsicum annuum is the source of this 1059-nucleotide messenger RNA. RefSeq names its product NDR1/HIN1-like protein 1. The coding region runs from base 256 to 888 and encodes 210 amino acids. Lineage: Eukaryota; Viridiplantae; Streptophyta; Magnoliopsida; Solanales; Solanaceae. Gene Ontology annotation, biological process: defense response to other organism. The transcript has a single exon. The record is from RefSeq and is a predicted model, not a curated record.
GAAAAAGGAAUAUUUCCAUAUAUCCUACUUAUAGUCUAUUCGGACCAACAAUAAUAGAAGAAUGAAAACAAAUGCAACCAACAUUUCCCAUACAAAAAGACCACACUCUUUUUAUUGAAGCAAUAAAGUGUCACCACAUUAUAGAACCCUGAAAAACAAACCAUAUUAACAAACUCAUCUCCCCCUUGCAAAAACUCUCUCCCAAAGGCAAAAACACCAGUCUCUACCAUCACAACUACCACCACCAUCACCAACAUGUCGGCCAAGGACUGCGGCCACCACGACGAGGAGCGUCGCAAGCUACACCGCCGCCUAUUCGCCGCCCUACUUGGCUUCGUAAUCUUGAUCCUCUUCAUCAUCCUUCUCAUUUUUCUAAUACUUAGGCCAACAAAGCCACAUUUCAUCCUCCAAGAUGCCACUAUCUAUUCCUUCAACAUAUCCUCUCCAAAUUUCCUCACCACCAACUUCCAAAUUACCUUAGCCUCUCGAAAUCCAAAUGACAAAAUUGGAAUAUACUAUGACAAACUCGAUGUCUAUGCAACUUAUCGUGGCCAACAAAUUACUCUCCCUACACUUAUACCACAAACAUAUCAAGGUCAUAAAGAUUUUACAAUAUGGUCACCUUUUGUGUAUGGUAACUCCGUCCCUAUCGCGCCGUAUCUCACUGAGAGUCUUAACCAAGAUCAAAUGGCUGGAACUGUGUUGAUAAAUGUUAAAGUUGAUGGAAGCGUUAGAUGGAAAGUUGGAACAUUUGUUUCAGGGAAGUAUCAUUUGAAUGUCAAUUGUCCAGCUUAUGUUGGUGUUGGUGGAAAAAUGAUUGGAAAUAGUAUUGCUGUUGGUUCAGCUAUGAAGUAUCAAUUGGUACAAAAUUGUCAUGUGGAUGUUUGAGCAAUUAAUUAAUUCUAUGGUAUCUAACUCUCCACACCUUUUCCUUUUUUUUUUUUAAGGAUUAUAGUAUGUAAUAGCUUGAUCUAUGAGGAUGUAUAAUUCCAGAAAAUGCAAAGUUCUUGUGGAAUUUAUUGAUGUUAUUAUGGUUAUAAUUAACUUGGCAUUCUCCUC